UCGGACCAUGGGCUGUGUGCAGGAGGUGCAAGUGCUUUGUUAAGCGACCUUAUCUUUGUUUAGGAGCUAGAAGCAACCAGGUCUGGGGUACACUGUGACUCGUCUGGGCGCGGGGCAAAGGUUGACAUGCCAUGCAGGUAUUUUGGGCAGACAGUGCUGAGUGCCUUCGGCCAUAGGUCAGGGUACUGGGCCACCGAAAUUAUGAGACACUGUCUGACCUCAAUACAUUUCAAGUAACCGGUAGUACCAGCUAUCAAUGAGAUUAUUUAUUUGCAGGCAACACACUUAUGAAAAUCAGCAGAGAAUGGCGUCCUAUGAGAAAGUAGGGACCGUUUCCAGCAUCUUCAUCUACCCAGUGAAGUCCUGCAGGGGACUGUUGGUGGAGGAGGCUUUGGUCACUCCAAUAGGACUGAAGCACCAAGCACUGUUGGACAGGCACUGGCUGGUGGUGAAUGAUAAGGACCACUUCAUCACAGCUCGGCAGGAGCCGUCCCUUGUCCUGGUGAAGUCCAGCCUUGCUGAAGACGGGAGCCUGUGCCUGGAUGCACCUGAAAUGGACACCCUGAAGCUGCCAAGCAGUCUGCAGGAGGGCAGGCUUGUCCACACAAAAGUGUUUGCAGUGGCAGGAGAAGGAGUCGACUGUGGAGACCAGGCUGCAGAGUGGUUCUCCUCCUACCUGAACAAGCCGGGUACCAGACUGCUGUAUUCAGCAGCACAAUGCAAGAAGAGGGACCUGAAAGAGUGGAAAAUGUUUGCUGAGUUUGCAGAGACUGGAGAUAAGGUUGCCUUCCCCGACUAUGCUGCCUUCAUGAUGCUGUCUGAGGCCUCCCUGGAGAACCUGAACACCAAGCUGGACCAGCCGAUUUCUAUCAGGAACUUCCGACCUAACAUCGUGGUGUCGGGGUGUUCUCCUCACGCCGAGGAUUCCUGGAAGUCCAUCAAGAUUGGUGAAGCUGAGUUCAGGAGGAUGAAGCAGUGUGAUAGGUGUGUCUUCACCACCAUUGAUCCUGAGACAGGAGUGAAGGGUGGAAAGGAGCCUCUGGAUACACUCAGGGGUUACAGGCUGGCUGAGGGACCAAUGAGGAAGAAGGUGGGCACCUCGCCCAUGUUCGGGUCUCACCUGGCUGCUGACAAGGAGGGCACCAUCCAUGUCGGGGAUGCCGUGCUCGCAGAGGUGGACUGAGAGACGUCCGCGCAUCUCAGCUUCCUCUGGUCGCUGUCAUAAUUUAGUUUCAUUCAAACCCACAGCGGUUGUUCUAACACAAAAGAGGGAUGAAGAGAGGCGGAAAUUUAUUCAAUUGUACUAACAAAAGUGGUGUAGUCUAAUGUUGGAGAUGAUAUUGAAAAUCUUGACUCCUGGGUGUUACUUAUGAAUACUUAAUCAAUAUUAUGUAAUACAGAAUAAAUCAAGCAACUGGAUAAGAUCUCGGACCGGAGUUUCCUUCCGUAUUUGGAGCAAUUUGACACCCUCAGCCCGACGGGCUGUCAUUUCUGUACUAAACGCGGGUCGGAAUUUUUCACUCUUUAGGUGGAAAGGGGUGCCGUUCCGCUUAUGAAUACACUUGAUUGAUAUUUUGUGCGCCCAGUUUAUUUAGGGGUAAAUAAGGCACAUCAAAGUACAUUUUUAAAUAAGGGGUCAUUUUUUUCGUCAUUUUUAACCAUGGCUGCAUGGAAAAAACGAAUUUUCCCAGGGUAACGGCUUAGUACUCGAAGAAGCUCAGAACGUAAUGUUUCCAAAAUUAGAAUUUAAUCGAAAUCGAUGGGAUACGUUUACCGCUACCUUCGAUGGCCCGAACGCACCCACAACGCAUAUAGAACGUACCAUCCCGGCGGACAGGCAAAAAGGCCACAUAACCAUCCGCGCGGACUAAUACCAGGAAGUCUUCGCUGGACCACCAACAUUGCGCCACCUAUAAAGGCUACAACUAACAGGCUUUUCAGAAAAUACAAAUAUAUGUACACAGAUAUUACGAUUACGGGAUUAUCGCGGCCAAACAUACCAUACAAAGUCACGUUUCCGGCGAUUUACUGCGCACUUACUUAGACUCUGGUCAGAUUUAAACUCCGACCCGGAACCUUAAAUCCUCUGAAAAGUUGCUUGAUUUUUUUUGCAUUAUGUAAUAUUCUACCUGGAUGUAUAAUCUUCAUGGAUGUGUGUUAUGCCGAAGGGUGGUUAUUCUGGCUAUACUGAUACAGAAAAACCUCAUCAAUAAUUGUCAAUCAUAGUGGUCACUGAAUUGCAAGAUGCAAAGGACAAUACCAGAUCAACCUUGCAUUCUAUUUCCCAAAUAAGGGCCAACAGUAGUUAUUUUAUCAGCUAUUUCCACAGGUCAUAUAUACAAAAAAAUGUAUACAUGUAUAUACUGGUACAUGUACAUGAUGCAGACCAGCAUUUGUUUUUCAUAGCUUUAUUACCAACCAUUAAUCAUGCUAGUUUAUGGUCUCUUGAAUGGAUUUUAUGGGUCAACCUGCACAUGCAUAGCCUCUAAUCAGGGAUUUUAAAGUUUUGAGUAGAAAGGUGUAUUUUUGAUAACAUUUUGGAUUGGCAUGAGAGAAGUCAAAAUAAACUAACAAGGUUUAA
Messenger RNA from Branchiostoma belcheri (Belcher's lancelet), 2581 nucleotides. RefSeq names its product mitochondrial amidoxime-reducing component 1-like. The record is from RefSeq and is a predicted model, not a curated record. Lineage: Eukaryota; Metazoa; Chordata; Leptocardii; Amphioxiformes; Branchiostomatidae. The coding region runs from base 257 to 1183 and encodes 308 amino acids. Gene Ontology annotation, molecular function: pyridoxal phosphate binding; molybdopterin cofactor binding; molybdenum ion binding. The transcript is spliced from 8 exons. Gene Ontology annotation, cellular component: mitochondrial inner membrane. Gene Ontology annotation, biological process: nitrate metabolic process.